This is a messenger RNA of Magallana angulata, 1829 nucleotides long. RefSeq names its product transcription factor Sp9-like. Gene Ontology annotation, molecular function: RNA polymerase II cis-regulatory region sequence-specific DNA binding; DNA-binding transcription factor activity, RNA polymerase II-specific. The coding region runs from base 109 to 1341 and encodes 410 amino acids. Gene Ontology annotation, biological process: regulation of transcription by RNA polymerase II. NCBI's taxonomy places the organism in Eukaryota, Metazoa, Mollusca, Bivalvia, Ostreida, Ostreidae. The transcript is spliced from 2 exons. The record is from RefSeq and is a predicted model, not a curated record.
CCGAGACAAAUUAAAUGUAUACACAAUUCGUGACAUAGGACACUGAGGGCCGAGUAUUUUGAGAUGAACAAAUGUUUGGGAACUAAUAUACACUCUCAUUAAACAGAGAUGGCAGCGACAGUGUUAGGGGAUCCCUACCACAUCGGGGGAGCCCCACUGGCGAUGUUGGCCGCACAGUGCAAUAAAUUGGACAGAUGUCCCUCGCCUCUUGGCAACUCAUCACUCAAUAAAGGCUUCCACCCCUGGAAGAGGCCGGUUACAGCAGUGACGGCGCCGGACCCCAUGACUUUCUCAUCACAAAGAAUACCCGGAUUAAACGCAAACAUGUCCGCCUCCGGUUUGAACUACAACCGCGUUCCUAUAACAUCCGUCAGUACGGCUAACGGGAGUAGCGAUUGGUUACAUCAGUCGCCUGCCUCUCAGCAUUCAAACGAUACUCCAUCACCUACCUAUCCCCCCAAAAUGUACUCAGAAAACUGCAUGAGCGGCUCAGUGCUUGGAAACGUAUACUCAAGACUACCAACGUCCAUGAGCGGUCAUCCGUACGACUCUUGGUCUUUGAACUUGACGCAUCACUCCACGGUCAAGGACGUCGGCACUCCGCCAAACACAUCCGCGUCGUGGUGGGACAUGCAUUCUAACCAUAACUCGUGGUACUCAGAGAUACCCGGCUCUACCCCUGGGAUCCACUCCUCUUUACCCCCAAACUACUCCAACACAGACUAUAGUUUGACUCAUUCGUUAGGAUCCUCCAGUAAUCCAUACCUGGCUAGCAAUCAGCAUUUGCUAUCGGAGACGUACAAAAGUAUGUUUCCGUCACAAACUGAUAUCGGUGCUAACUCAAUGAACCAAUUCUUACCAAGACCGGUACUCUCAAAUGUGACAACAUCAUCAAAGUCUCAAAGACGCUUGGCAGGCAGGGCAACAUGUGACUGUCCAAACUGUCAAGAGGCUGAGCGACUUGGACCGGCUGCUGCCCACUUGCGCAAAAAAGCCAUGCAUAGUUGUCACAUUCCCGGAUGUGGCAAAGUCUAUGGAAAAACCUCUCAUCUGAAAGCACAUCUACGAUGGCACACCGGGGAAAGGCCGUUCGUCUGCAACUGGUUGUUCUGCGGGAAGCGCUUCACGCGGUCGGAUGAACUCCAGCGGCAUUUGAGAACGCAUACAGGCGAAAAACGCUUUGCCUGUCCAAUAUGCAACAAACGCUUCAUGAGAAGUGAUCAUUUGAGUAAGCACACCAAGACACAUAACUGUGGUGAUGGCAAAAAGUCGGACUGUAAUUCAGACUCUGAUAACAGCAACGACAAACCAGCGAUAACCCCGGGCGGUGGCAAGAAAUGACCCCAGGGUCAGGGCACCGAGACCCAACCCCCAAAAACCAAAGAUUUCACUAGGAAUUCUGUACCCAACCCCUUAACAUUGCAUACAAAGUAUGCCUUACUUGUGAGGUAAUGACUCCCUCGUUAGUCACAUCGAAGUUAAAUGCUGGUGUCUUCCCGAACAUAUAGUUGCCUACCUUAUCCUGGUGCAAACUUGUUCUGUUACAGUUCAUAUACAUACCUCUGUCUUCAGUGUUUCGACUGGGGAGCGACAAUCAUGAUAUUACUGUGAGGUGUGUUCGAAACAUACAUUGAACGACUUAUUUUUUUUUUAAUUUUUGGCAGACACUCUAGAAACAAUAGUGUAUAAAUGCAUGAAGAAUGUUGAUUAUUGCAGUGAAAGCUAAGGAAAUUUUCAGCAUUUCCUCUAGUGUACUUUCAUUAGCUGACGAAUAUUUACCAUUUGUUUGUUAUAAUUGACGGAUAAUAAAUAAAUUCAAUUUUAAAUAA